Molecule: messenger RNA, 1701 nt
Organism: Dioszegia hungarica
Lineage: Eukaryota; Fungi; Basidiomycota; Tremellomycetes; Tremellales; Bulleribasidiaceae
Product: Glucanosyltransferase-domain-containing protein
Exons: 10
Coding region: 1-1701 (566 amino acids)
Biological process (GO): fungal-type cell wall (1->3)-beta-D-glucan biosynthetic process
Cellular component (GO): fungal-type cell wall; cytoplasm
Molecular function (GO): 1,3-beta-glucanosyltransferase activity
Source: RefSeq, a predicted model, not a curated record
AUGCGCGGACUCUCCGCUUUGACGUGGUCAGCGGCGGUGCUGGCUAUUACUGGUGUCACUCAGGCUCUGCCGAGGAUAUCAAGGCAGGGGAAAUACCUGUUUGAUCCGAGUGGGAACAGGUUCUACAUCAAGGGUGUAGCGUACCAACCACAAGGCCAGCUGGCCGAAACCUCCGCCGCCAAUGCAGAAAAUGGUGGCUUCCCCGAACCCUCUUCCUACGUCGACCCCCUUUCCUCCUCUGCCAACUGCACGCGGGACAUCCCAUACCUGAAGCAGUUGGGCGUCAAUGCAGUGCGGGUGUAUUCGGUGAAUCCGACAUUGAACCACGAUGCUUGUAUGAGCGCGUUAGAUUCGGCGGGGAUUUAUGUCAUGCUUGACGUAUCUCUACCGCUGAAUGGCUCGAUCGACCGUUCUUCUCCCAGCUGGAGCACGAAUCUGCUUAACGAGUACACGACCACCAUCAACAUUUUCAACAAGUACAACAACGUUCUCGCCUACAAUAUCGCCAAUGAAGUAGUCACGACCAACGCCAACACCGUUGCCGCCCCCUACGUCAAAGCCGCUGCCCGAGACAUCAAAGCGUACCUCAAAGGCAUCGGCGCAGCUGCGCUUGUCGGAUACUCCGCUACAGACGGAGAUGCGGCAUUCAGAAAUAGCAUGGCGCAUUAUAUGACCUGUGGUGCCGAUGAUGUUUCGGUGGAUAUCUACGGACUGAACAACUACGAAUGGUGCGGCGACCAGAACCUCAACAACUCCAACUGGGGCGCCAUCACCGCCGGUUUUUCGGAUAUCCCGGUCGCGACCUACAUGUCCGAGUACGGCUGCAUCUUCUCCCCUCCGCGUCUCUGGACCGAGGUCGCUGCGCUGUACUCUGCGCCAGUGUCGAACGUCUUCUCUGGCGGUGUGGCGUUCAGCUACUUCCCCACGAGUGACGGGUACGGGAUGGUCACUUUCUCAGGGACGAAUGGAUCGACUGUCCAGACCUCCGCAGACUUUACACGUCUCGCCACUCAGUACAACGCCACCUCGCCGCCCAACUCCCCUACAAAAUCUGCGGCGCCAGCCUCGGCGACUAUCGCUUGCCCGACCCAGAACUCGACUUGGCUCGCUAGCAACACGCUUCCGCCCACACCCAACGAGGCGGUCUGCAAUUGCGUCAACGACAAUGCCUUUGCCUGUCGCGUCAGGCCGGCGACUGCGAACAGGCCCGUCAUCCUCGGUUCUCUCCUGGACUACACCUGCUCCUUGCUCGGCUCGUCCAACUCUGGCGCUUCAUGCUCCACUAUCGGCGGGAACGGCGCCACCGGCCAAUACGGUGUCCUGAGCUACUGCUCCCCUGCCAUCAAGCUCAACUACGCCUUCUCUGCAUACUACGAGUUCAGCCCUAUUCCUCAGAGCUGCGACUUCUCUAGCAACGCCACUCUCAGCGCGAACCGUCCCAACACCGCUCAAGACGCUCAAACAGCCGCUCAAUCCUGUCUGGCCCAAGAACCAGCCGGCGGAGUCUUCACCCCUCGGCCCGCGUCUUCCUCGCCUGCAUCGAGCAACACAGCCUCAGGCGCAGGAGCCAGCGGAAGCGGGAGCGCCCAGAGCAGUCGUGCGGCUGCUGGUCGGGCUGCUGAAGUCGGACGGAGUAGUCUGCUGUGGGCAGGCUUGGGGCUCAUGGGCUUGCUCGGAGGAGGAGCGGCGGUGUUGGCAUAA